This is a messenger RNA of Aricia agestis (brown argus), 2519 nucleotides long. RefSeq names its product fatty acid synthase-like. Gene Ontology annotation, biological process: fatty acid biosynthetic process. The record is from RefSeq and is a predicted model, not a curated record. The transcript is spliced from 13 exons. Lineage: Eukaryota; Metazoa; Arthropoda; Insecta; Lepidoptera; Lycaenidae. The coding region runs from base 69 to 2504 and encodes 811 amino acids. Gene Ontology annotation, molecular function: fatty acid synthase activity; oxidoreductase activity.
ACUUGCUCUGGCCGGUUCCUGAUCAUUGGAGCUUAGAAGAGGCGGCCACGGUACCACUGGCAUACUCUAUGGCCUUCUAUAUUCUUUUUAUUAAGUCUAGCUUGAGAAUUAAUGCUCCUGUCUUAAUCCACGGAGGAGCCGGGGCUCUAGGACAAGCACUCAUAAGUAUAGCACUGGCACAUGGCUGUGAAGUAUUUACGACUGUCAGCAAUAAUGCCAAAAAACAAUUCUUACGUAAAUUAUUCCCGAAACUUAAAAGUGAAUAUAUAGGAAAUUCACGUGAUGUUACUUUUUGUGACAUGGUUCUUGAUGCAACAAAUGGAAAAGGAUGUAGGACUGUAGUAACCUGUACUAAAGGGUACCUCAAAAACAUAUGUUUCAAAUGCUGUGCAUACACCGGAUUUGUGAUUGAUACUACACAAAUUCAAAAUCGUGAAGAUUAUAAGUUUGGCUUGCACAGCUUGAACUUGGAAAGACAAUAUGUUACAGUAGAUUUUGCAACCUUAUUCAAACCAGAAUUCGUUGAAGAAGUGAAGUACCUACGGACAAUGAUGAUCAAAAGCAUACAAGAAGGCAUUGUCAGACCGUUAUCUCGCAUUAUAUUCGGUGCCCACGAUGUAUCACGAGCUUUUCAUAUGCAGGCGACUGGACUUAAUAGAGGCCGAGUUCUAUUGUACUUGCAGCAUCUCACUUUGAAUAUAUUACCCAGAUUAUCUUUCUCACCAUCUUCUUGGCAGUUACUGUUUUCAAAUAACGAAAUGUUUGCUUUAAAAACAGCAGAAAGGCUUAUAAAACAAGGUGCUAAAAAGAUUGUUCUACUUUUAAAAGAUCCAUCAAAAUGUGUGCACAUCCAAUUAAGAUCUUGGAGUAAAUAUGGUGUAGAAGUACAAAUCAUAAACGAAAACAUUUGGAAGGAGUCAAGCUGGUUGACUUGUAUCCAACAAUGCAAGGGCAGUCCAGUUGAAACCGUGUUCCUGAUCACUUCGGACGAGGAAGCCGAUAAUAUUAACAUAAUUGUUGAAAAAUUAUGUACAAUCAUACAUAGAUUAUGUCAUUCUUUAAAAUACUUUGCACUAGUGAAUGAUAAUGCUUUCAAAAACAAGCAAAUCACUAGAUUCAGCCCGCUACAAGAUAAGAUUAUCAACAUUACAAUACCAAUGAAUAAAACAAUUAACGGGAAGGAGUUUUCAAACAACACAUUGUCCAUCAACAAUGCUAUUGAUGCCUUGGAGAGCGCAGUGGUCCAAGCAGCUCAUUCUAGUGACAAAAAUAUUUUAGCACACAUUCCUGCGGAGCCGCAAAAUUAUUUCCUUCAUCAGCUGAUGAAAAUUGCAGGAAUAGAUAAAGAAAGCUCGGGCAAAAAGGAAAAUCUGGACAAAACUUUAAAAGACUUUGGGAUACACCAAACCAAUCUUUUAGCUACCCAGAGAUACUUAUGUGAUGCUUAUGACAUAUCUUGGAAAGUUGAAGAUAUUGAAAUGCUGACUAUAAGGACGAUCAUGGAGUUGGAAGAAGAAAUCUUCGGCCACGAUUUUAAAGAAACAAGUGGCUUAGGUUCCUAUUUUUCGACCGUGAUACACGACGACCUGUUGGCGACCGCAGAAAUGACAUUUUUGCCGACUUUGACAACUUGCUCAUCUAUGCGCGACGAUGAAUUUGAUGUAACUCAGACGUACCUAUGCAUAGUUCCCGGGGUAGAAGGGCUGCACUCGCGGUUUGAAAUCAUGUGUGAAAGUCUCAAGCUUCCAGCGCUAGUUCUGCAGCCAGGCUUAAGCUACCCUCACGAGUCUGUCACAGAGCUCGCUAGCCGAUACGCACAGACUUUACUGAAAAAAACUGUAUUGAAGAACAAAUUCUAUUUGCUCGGCUACGAAAGUGGAGUUCUAGUGGCUCUUGAAAUGGCAGCUAUAUUAGAAGAAAAUGGGCUGAGUGGAACCGUUUUUUGUAUUGGUGGAUCUCCUACAGAAAUCUUAGCGGAUUUCAAACAUCAAUUAAUUGAGUACAAAACCAAAGAAGAACUGCAGGUCGCUGUUCUGAAGCACUUAUUAUGUUCAAUGUUAACCAAUGACAACACUGAUGAAUUAGACAACAUAUUAACCAAAAACUUGACUUGGGAUGAAAAAAUAAAUGCUUGUUUGCACAGACUCGUUGGCAAGAUCCCUCAUCCGAUACAAUUCACAAAGGAACUGAUUAAAGCAGCAUAUUCAAGAUUGGCGGUAAUGCUACAAUACACUCCUGUACCAAAACAACUAAGGUCCCAGAUCAUUUCUUUGCGCCCAAGGUAUCUUACCAGAGUUGAUUCUUCUUUCCAAGAUUAUUCAAGCAAGAAAAUGAUCACAUAUCAACUUAAGGCACCAUUAUCGUGUGCUCUUCUGGAUUUGAUGUGUACAGCAAUUAUUAAUCGACACUUAGAUGAUGAUAUUUUGCGAGAUUUCCACAACAGGAACCUUUGUGAAACUUACCUUGUAAAUGCUACUACCUUUAUGUCAAAUGAUGGAGAAUAACUUUUCUUAACUUUU